Oryzias melastigma (Indian medaka) is the source of this 1097-nucleotide messenger RNA. RefSeq names its product YEATS domain-containing protein 4. Gene Ontology annotation, biological process: regulation of DNA-templated transcription. Bases 257 to 925 code for a protein of 222 amino acids. Lineage: Eukaryota; Metazoa; Chordata; Actinopteri; Beloniformes; Adrianichthyidae. The transcript has 7 exons. The record is from RefSeq and is a predicted model, not a curated record.
UUUAUUUUUACCCCAAACAAAUGAAUAGGAAAUAAUGUUUGCGUUUAGUUUUCUGUUUGAAUCAAGUUUUUUAGUUGUUUCCCGGCGGAACAAAUUCGUGGACGGACUCACUUCCGGUCCUUGAGUAUUUUGGUCCUCUAGAGCGGCGACUUUAGCUUUAAAUGGCUUCGUUUGGUAAAGUGAAAACACUCAUUGAGUUUUAACUCUCAGUUUGUGUUAAAUAUAAACUUUUUUGUUGGAUAUUGUGUUCAAAACAAUGACGGAAUUUGGCCCAGAUUCCGGUGGGCGCGUAAAGGGAGUGACAAUAGUGAAGCCAAUUGUGUUUGGGAAUAUUGCCCGCUUCUUUGGGAAGAAGAGAGAGGAUGAUGGACACACGCAUCAGUGGACUGUUUAUGUGAAACCUUACAGGAAUGAGGAUAUGUCUGCAUAUGUGAAGAAGAUCCAGUUCAAGCUCCAUGAGAGCUACGGAAACCCACUAAGAGUGGUGACUAAACCUCCCUAUGAGAUCACAGAGACAGGCUGGGGGGAGUUUGAGAUCAUCAUCAAGAUCUUCUUCAUAGAUCCCAAUGAGAGACCUGUGACUCUGUACCAUCUGCUGAAGCUGUUCCAGUCUGAUUCCAGUGCCAUGCCCAAGAAGACGGUUGUCUCUGAAUUCUAUGAUGAAAUGAUAUUUCAGGAUCCUACGGCUAUGAUGCAACAGCUGCUAACUUCAUCCAGACAACUCACCUUGGGAGCCUACAAACAUGAGACCGAGUUUGGUGAACUAGAGCAGAGAACCAAAGAGAAACUGGAAGCAGCCAAGAAGAGGACGAGCCAGGAAAUCGCAGAGUUAAAAGACAAACUGAAAGCCAGUCGAGAAAACAUAAACCACCUUAAGACAGAGAUCCGAAAACUGGAGGAAGAUGGAGACCACAAAGAACACUGAGAAAUCACAAACAAUAUUUAUUUUCCCAGGAUUCUUUUUCAGUCUAUAUUUAAGCUAAGAUUUUUGUGUCUUAAUAAAUAUACCAUUUGUAAAUAGUUUACAUAUUAAAUGACGUCUGCUGCCAUAAAUGACUGAAAUAUGUCGAAUAAAAGGUGUUGAAGGAUGUGUUGAA